Messenger RNA from Chelmon rostratus (copperband butterflyfish), 4430 nucleotides. It is a transcript of the gene wdr6, whose product is annotated as WD repeat domain 6. Bases 141 to 4307 code for a protein of 1388 amino acids. The transcript has 7 exons. Gene Ontology annotation, molecular function: protein binding. The record is from RefSeq and is a predicted model, not a curated record. NCBI's taxonomy places the organism in Eukaryota, Metazoa, Chordata, Actinopteri, Chaetodontiformes, Chaetodontidae. Gene Ontology annotation, biological process: tRNA methylation. Gene Ontology annotation, cellular component: cytoplasm.
GAAACACAUGUGAAGUAGAUUGCGAGUCGUGGAUACAAAUGCCAGGUUUCGAAGGAGAUUUAAAACAUGUUCAUGUGGAGCUUAAGGCUCUUUGUACCAUUGAUAACGUGUCUUCAAUGAAAAUUAGUAACAUAUAAAAGAUGGAGACAGCAGCCCUGGUAGCCCCAGUCACAGCUCUGGAGUUCCUUCAGGAUGCAUUUCUACUGACAGGUGAGGGUCCAGUCUUGACAGUAUACAGUCUCCAUCCUCACCCUAAAGCCCGCGCCUCACUGAGCGUGCUCCAACACUACAGAAUCCAUGGGAUAAGACCUAGAGGUGUGGCGGCUGUCCUGGCACAGAGCUCUGCCACUGGAACCAAUGGGGAGAAGAGAGAACUGAGCUCCACUUCAGAGUCCAGCGUGUAUGAUCUAGCAGUGUUUGGGGGCAAAGCUGUGAGGCUGGUAAGGCUCCAUGUCGAUCUCCAGGAUGGGGAGCAUCUGUGCUGGGAGAUUCUUGGUCCCCUCAUGGAGCUGCAGGACUGGGCCCUGGAUGUUCGCUGGCUGUCUGGAGACAAACACUCACUGCUCUGUGUGGCUGUAGCCCACAAUAGUGCUCUCCUCCUGGAUGUCAUUACAGGAACUGCUCUGGUUCAGUGCUCCUGUCUGGAGGGGUGUCUGCUGUACUCUGCCCUCCUUCUGGUACAUGAAUCCUGGCCUGAUACCGUCUUAGUAGGAGGGACUGUUUUCAACCAGCUGGUUCUCUGGAAGCCUGGAGGAGUAGACAAAAGUAGUGACUCUGAGUACAAAGCUCCAGUUGAGAGACGCCUGCUGGGCCACAGCGGAGUCAUCUUCAGCAUCUCUUACCUCCGGGAGAAAGGAUGGCUGGCUUCAGCCUCUGAUGACCGCAGUGUCAGGGUGUGGGGUGUUGGUGCUUUAGGGGGCCCUGGAGGGAAAUGUGGGGACUUGAACCCGACUUUUUUAAGGAUCCUAUAUGGACACCAGGCGAGGGUGUUCUCUGUGCAUCUUUCCCCUGGCCAAGUGUUCAGUGCAGGAGAAGAUGGGGCCUGUUUAGUCUGGGACUGGGCUGGAGGUGGCAAGGUGGUUCGUACACUGAAGGGACACCGAGCCGGGGGGGUACGUGCACUCGCAGUUAGUGAGGGUAUAGGAGAUGAAGAGACAUGGGUGGCUACAGGGGGGGCUGAUGGAGGUGUGAGGUUGUGGAGGGUGGAAGGGAGUGAGGAGAGAAUGGAGGAAGCAGUGACAGAGAAACUAUGUGACCUGAAAUUUCCUGGUGAAGGCUUGCCAAAAGUGGUUUGUAUAGUAGGGGAAGAGGAUGAAAAUGCAAGCUGGAGUCACAAUAAAUUUGUGGUUUGUACUGACAGAGGAAUAGUUUACCAAUACAGUGAUGGGCAGUGGGAGAUGGUCUGGCAAGGGACGCCUGAGUUCCAGUCCUACUGUGUGAUGGAAACAAUAACUGUCAGUGUGGAAGACUCAACAAAGGUAAUUUUGUGUGCUGUGGGAAAUCUCAGCGGGUCUAUCCAGGUCUUCCCCAUCUCCCAUCCUCAGUGUGGGAUUCUUCUCACAGUUGGUUUAGGGAAGAUCCAUAGCCUUAUUUGGCAAGACGCAAAAGAAAGCUUAUGUUUGCUAGCAUCAGGCUCUGAAGGACUUGUCUAUCGCUGGUGUGUAGGUGUAAAGUGGGGUCAAAACUGUUCCUUAGCUCUCACUGUAAAUCCACUUCCUCCUUUCCUCCUCCCCCCCUGUGCCAAACGCUGGCUGACAGCUGCAGUGUGCCUCCGCUCCACGUCACAGGGGUUGCUGUGGGUGUGUGGGGACAGGAGAGGGUCCCUGCUUUUGUUUCAGGAAGGAGGAGCACUGGAGCGAAAGGUGGGAGAUGACAAAAGGAUGGAUGAAGGUUUGCAGACAGGCAGGAAACAAACUGCUAACGAAGAGCUUGAAGGUGAGGAAACUGGAAGUAAAAUGAUGGUGGAGAGAGAAAGAAAAGAAGUGGUUGAGCUAACACUGAGCCCACUGAACUGCCUGUUCGGGGUGCAUGGAAAACAGGGUGUAACUUCAGUGUGUGAAUAUCAGGGACUGCUCUACAGCGCCGGCAGGGACGGCUGUGUGAGGGUCUUCAGAGUGCGUCCAUCACCACCUGAAAAAAAGGGAAAUGGAGAGAGUGCAGAGAACAAGGGAAAGCUUCAGCUGGAGGUUCUCAGAGUCCAGCGGGCCUGCAAGGGUAUGGAGUGGCUGGAGAGGGUUUUAAUUCUUGAACCUGAAGUUCCAGUGGAAGAGGAGAAGGAGGAAGACCUCAGAGAAGAGAGCAAGGGAAGAGAAGCCAGGUUUGCCAUCGCUGGCUUUCAUGCUGUCCACUUUGUGGUUUGGGACCCAGUGAGGCAGGAGAGGCUGCUAGCGGUGCCUUGUGGUGGUGGGCAUCGCUCCUGGAGUCUCUGGCCAUCCCACAAAGGGAUUUGGCCUGGAUAUGGAGCUCUGGUCUUUAUCAAGCAGGGGGCCGUCCUGACUUCACAACCCCCUGGAAAGACGCUGAGCUGGGCAGGAAGGACUGAAGGAUGGGGCCUGAGAGAGGGUGUCCAUGGGCGGGGGAUUGGGUGUGUAUGCAGGCUGGGGAGGAUAGUGGUAUUCAGGAAUGAGAUUCAACCAAUGAGAACUGGAAAUGUGACUGGAAUUGAGGGAAGGGACAGACUCAAAGAUGUAGUAAAGGAGAGAGAGGAAGAUCACUGGGAGAUAGUGGUGAUGGGAGGAGAGGACACUAGCUUAACCGUCCUGGCGGUACAUCCCAACUCUGGCAGCAUCAAAGUUCUCUCAGUCAUUACUGAUCACAUCUCAAGCGUUCGGACGGUGACUGCGAUAACAUGUCCAGAGGGAAUGAGUGAAAACCAGAGACAGUCUCUCUCUGCGCUGCUCGUGUCGGCCGGAGGACGAGCUCAGAUGCAGUGUUACCGGCUGUUGAUCGGCUGGGACACGCAGAGACAGGUUCCCUCCUGCCAGGUGAUCCAGGUGGCCAGUCACCGAUUGGACGAACAUUGGGAGAGGCGACGGAACCGACACAAGAUGGUGAAAAUGGACCCAGAAACAAGGUACAUGUCUGUAGUGGUGGUGGAUGACAGGACAGACUGUGGUCUCCUGGCUCUGGCCUGCAGCGACGGAGCUCUCAGAUUGUUCUCAGUUAAUGAAGCUGAACGUCAAAUUGAUUUGUUGUGGGAGACAUUUUACCACCAGCGCUGUGUUCUCAGUGUUGCCGCCUGCAGCCUGGAGGAUGGAAAAGGCAACAGGUAUAAGCUGCUGUUCAGUGCUGCAACAGAUGGCAAAAUUGCAGUGUGGGAUUUGACUGAAGUUUCUUUCUUAUGGACUGGUACUACGAUCAAUGCUCCAACUCCAUCAGUCCCCUGCCUCAACAUUCCCGCCCACCAGAGCGGCAUCAACUCAUUGGCUGUUUGGGCGGAGAAAGUGGGACAACAACACGGCGGUUGCCUCGUAACUGUUGCUAGCGGAGGGGAUGAUGGGCAGCUGACAGUGUCCACAAUUAGGGUGCAAUACCCAGAAGGCGGAAAGACUGGGGUCAGCAGAGGGUUUUCUCAGAUUUCUGAGUCCCUUAUUCCUUCACAAACCCAGUUCCAACCCCCAAACCAGCUUCAUCUUCAUCUUCAGUCCCAGUCCCACAUCCCGCUGGCUCACGCUGCCCCUCUGACCGCCCUGAAGCUCCUGGGCCCAACCCUUGUAGUCUCUACUUCUUCAGAUCAGAGGGUUUGCCUGUGGAGGGUCGGCAGUACCGGUAUCAGCCACAUGGGGGCGCGGUGCUCCCACGUUGCAGAUGCUGCAGGACUCGCAGUGUGGGAGGGGCAGAUGUUAGAGGACGGAGAUAAAAAGAGAAAAACAAGCUUUGAGUCUGAGCAGGAGGUUGCAGUUUGGAGAGUGAAGGGGAGUCAGACAGGAUUAAAAACGAUGUGUGAGACAGCAGAGGGUAAGACAGAUGGCAGACCCAAUAAGGAUAAGGAAACAGCUGAUGAGGCUGAGGGUGGAGAACCUGUUGAAGCCGUGAGCGAGACAGGUGACCCAGUUUGCAAGACCAAUGAUGAGAGGGGAGGUGAGACAGCUGGUGAGCAUAGAAAUCAAACAGAGACUGACAGUGUGAGUAAGACAGAGAGAGAGGUUAACAGCGAGACAGGUUUCAAAGCUUCCUGUGAGAGCAAGAAGAAGAGAGAGAAGAUAGGAUGGGUACUGGUCUGCGGCCAGGGCUUCCAGCUACUGCGAGUCAGGAAUGCAGAGAUGAGGAUGAGAAAGACGAAAGGAGAAACCACAGAGUUAAAAUGACUUCACAAGAAAUGUGGAAUCAAAAGAUGGCAGUGGCCCGAACAAUCACAUUUUAGAAAAUUAUUUAUUUCUUAAUAAGUUGCUGUAAAAUUCCUUGAUUGCCGCUGAAAUACAUUUUACUUU